Miniopterus natalensis is the source of this 3037-nucleotide messenger RNA. Lineage: Eukaryota; Metazoa; Chordata; Mammalia; Chiroptera; Miniopteridae. The record is from RefSeq and is a predicted model, not a curated record.
AUGUGCCAAAACAUCGGGUCAGAGGUUGAGGUUUCCACUAUCGAGAAACAACGGAAAGAGCUGCAGCUGCUCAUCGGAGAACUGAAAGAUCGCGAUAAAGAGCUCAAUGACAUGGUCGCGGUGCAUCAGAGACAGCUUCUUUCGUGGGAAGAGGAUCGGCAGAAAGUGUUGACUUUGGAAGAACGUUGCAGCAAACUAGAAGGUGAACUACAUAAAAGAACUGAGAUCAUCAGGUCACUCACGAAGAAGGUAAAAACCCUGGAAUCUAAUCAGAUGGAAUGCCAGGCAGCUCUUCAGAAGACUCAACUCCAGCUCCAAGAAAUGGCUCAGAAGGCAACCCAUUCCUCUCUCCUCUCCGAAGACCUUGAGGCUAGAAACGAAAAUCUCAGCAACACAUUAGUGGAACUUUCUGCUCAGGUGGGACAGUUACAGGCUCGAGAACAGUCUCUCACUACAAUGAUAAAGCUAAAGGACAAAGAUAUUAUUGAGGCAGUCAAUCACAUUUCAGACUGUUCGGGGAAAUUUAAAUUGUUAGAGCAUGCUUUGCGUGAUGCCAAGAUGGUGGAGACUUGUAUUGUGAAAGAAAAGCAAGACUAUAAGCAGAAAUUGAAGACCCUUAAGGUUGAAGUCAAUAAACUAAAAGAGGACCUAAACGAAAAGACGACAGAAAACAAUGACCAACGAGAAGAGAUCAUUCGCCUCAAGCAGGAGAAGAGUUGUCUGCACGACGAAUUGGUUUUUACCGUGGAGAGAGAGAAAAGGAAAGACGAGUUGCUUGAUAUUGCAAAGUCAAAGCAAGAGCGUACGAACGCGGAGCUGCAUAGUCUGAGGCAGAUUUAUGUAAAACAACAGAGUGAUCUACAGUUUCUGAAUUUCAAUGUGGAAAAUUCUCAGGAGUUAAUACACAUAUAUAACUCAAGGAUGGAGGAAUCAAAGGCCGUGGAGUCCAGCAGAGACAUGUGUUUAUCUGACCUUGAAAAUAACCACCCAAAAGUCGAUGUUAAGAGGGAGAAAUAUCAGAAGUCACUGAUUAAGGACCAGAAAUUUGAGACCACGUUGUUUCAGCAAAAUAGGCCAGACAAGAGCUCUUGCGAUGUGUGCAAAGAGAAGAAGCUGCAGGUUAAUACUUCGUUUGGGGAAAAAGUAAUUGCUAUCUCAUCUCUGUUUGCAAAAGACUUAACGGAGAAACAAAAGUCUUGGUCUCCAGGAGGAAAACUCCAGAUCGAACCCCAAAACAAAAGCACAUUUUGCAAGAUCCAUGCAAGGUCCCCCAAAGGUGAUGGACUCAGGGUUCAGACGGAUGAGAAACAGCUCUCAGAAACACUGGCCCUAUCUGAUGAAAAGCCAUGGCACGAUGUCAGUGUGUACCUGGGCCUGUCCAACUGCUCUGCUUCAAAAUGGCCAGAGAAGCUGGAUGCCGAGUGCCAAGACCCCACAGGGAGAUCGGGAUUCUCGUGUUGUCAUAAAAACGAAGCCUGUCUGGGUGAGAACGAUGCGUGUGAGUUCAGAUGCUGCCACCCGAGCAGCUUCGUCGUCGAAGCCCCAGGCCAGAUGUCCGAUGUGGAGUGGAUGGGCAUCUUCAAGCCCUCUCAACGGCAGGGAGUUGUUUGCCACAAGGCCAUGUGCACUUGCACCGAGAGUGCCAGCCGGACAAAAGACAACUCUUCCCCGAGUGAGCUCAUUGCCAUCCAGCACUCCCACUGUUUGGGUGCUGUCCUAAGAGAGGAGGAGAAGUUGGUGGAGACAGAGUCCUCUUCUGAUAGAAAGAACUCACCUAGGAUUUUGUUCCUGAACAAAGAUGUGGCGUUGCCCAGUGAAAAGGACGAUUUUUCUCCCACCAGUAAGCUGCAGCGUUUGCUGGCAGAGUCUCGCCAGAUGGUGACGGACCUGGAGUUGAGCACCCUGCUCCCCAUCAGCUCUGAGAGUGCCAGCAGCGCUGCCAAAAAGAACUUGGAAGCCUCAGAAGAGUCAGCUCAGAAAAACACCUCUCAGUAAUUGAAGAAAACAAAAGUCCACUUCAGCAUGCAGUAUUCGUGGGUAAGUCACCUUUGUGUAUCUCGCUUUCUAUCUCAAUGGAGAUUUAAUGAGUAACCUGGGAACACUGAUAAGGUGGAGUUAAGGCCCCACGUUUGUUUAACCUGCAAUUCUUUCUCUUUUGUGUGACCUAUUUAUACAUACCUUCUAAAUUUAAUCAGGGUAAAAUGUCAGUUACUUGUAAGAGAAAUGGAGAUCAGAAAAGUUAUUGUUCUCAAUACCUAGAAUUUUAAAUCUAAGGCAGUGACCACAUAGAGCUUUCGAAAUCUGAAUCUGAAUGAACACCUCAUCUGAAUGUCUGGAAAGAAGUCUCUUCAUGGGUUUCAUGCUCCAGAAAGAAGGUUUAUUGACCUAGUAAGCCCUUUCUCGAUUUGUGUUUCCUGCUAUCAAACCUUACUGUCACAUGCAGUUUCCAUAGAACCCAGUGUAAGCUAAAAGGUAUUAAUUAUUUUAGUUGUUUUCAAUGUAAACAGAAGAGCAUUUUAAAAACUCUGAAAACAGAAAGUGUUAGUCUUCUCCUUUUCUUCCUCUCUCCUGUUCCUUCGUACUCUCCGCUGAGUUUCCGUAUUUGUAAUAUAUUGCAUGACCUUAUGUUGAUGAAAAUCAGGAUACAGUUAAUUUUUAGAGACUGAGAGCUCCUAGCACAUGGUCUAGCAUCAUUGAUCUUACUAACUCCAGGUUUCCUUCCUACAGAAGCCGGUUUCUCAUCUCUGCGGAAGGCAGGAAGCAGCCUUCAAUACCUGGUACUUAACCUUGAGAACAAAAGGACUGUCAUCCCUCAUAAGCAGCAUUUCAUACCAAAGGGGAGCAGAAACCAAAAGUUAAUUUUUAAACACGUAUAUUUUGUUUGUUUUCAAGUUGACCAUUUGCAUAUAUCAGAAAUAUUUCUCAUGUGUAAGAAAUCAGACCUUACUCUGUGUUGUGGAUACACAAACUUGGAGUUAUGCUAAGGGAGAAGCAGACUUCCCUGUGUUUCAACCAGUCACAAGAAGCCAGCUCCAGA